This is a messenger RNA of Nycticebus coucang (slow loris), 3283 nucleotides long. RefSeq lists its product as uncharacterized. The transcript is spliced from 5 exons. The record is from RefSeq and is a predicted model, not a curated record. Gene Ontology annotation, molecular function: peroxiredoxin activity. NCBI's taxonomy places the organism in Eukaryota, Metazoa, Chordata, Mammalia, Primates, Lorisidae. The coding region runs from base 72 to 812 and encodes 246 amino acids.
CCACCCGCCCCGCACGCCCAGAGGGGCGCGGCGCGCGAGAAAAGCAACCUCCAGCGACGCCGCGCGCUGCCAUGUCGGUGCUUCGCGGCCUCGGCGUCCUGCGGCCGCUGUCUCUUCAUCUUGUGACAAAUAGAUUUUGGAAAAAGUUGCCUAUGGUGACCCUGAACUUGCGCCCAUAUGAGACUCAGCAGGAAGAGAAGUCCAAAGCCAUCAGCCGUUAUCCCAUUCCCUACAAGAAGGACCUGCCUUUUGACAUUGUAGAGCUCAUGGAGGAGAUAGAAAAGAAGACAGGAUUUUUACCAAAUGUAUUUAAAGUAUUAUCUUACAGACCUUUGGAAUUUAGAGCCUUCUUUGCUUAUUACAAUGCUAUCUGCAACAAAGAAACAGGCCAACUCAGCAGAGCUGAUAAGGAACUCAUCAUUGUGGUAACCAGCCUGGCUGACAGGUGCCCAUACAAUGUGGUUGUCCAUAGUGCCCGCUAUAGGGUCUAUUCAAAGGACCCAGUGCUCUCGGACCAGGUUUGUGUGAAUUGGAGAAAAUCUGACCUUCCUGCUCGGGAAAAGGCAAUGCUGGAAUUUGCACUUGCUGUUUCUAGAGCUGAUGACAUAACAGAUGACCAUUUCAAAAAGCUUGAGGUACAUGGCUUCAAUCAAGAAGAUGCCUGGGAUAUAGCUACCAUUUCAGCUUUUUAUGCUAUGUGCAACCGCCUCGCUCAGUUUGUCAAUCUCAUUCCCAACAAAGAAUUCUAUAUGAUGGGCAGAACCAGUGAUGUUAAAGAUGUCAAGAGUGAACUCACUGCUCCCAAAAUAUAAAAGCCUGACAGAAAAGGCCAGUGCUUUAUCAUUUCAGUCGUGUUGUAUUACAGAACAUCAGUUGGGAUAUAAUUUUUUAAAAAACAAUUGGUCAGUGGAUAGAAAAGAAAGUAAAUAAAUUUGAUCCCUGUAUGCUUGAUGAGAUAGAUCCUAAGUGUUAUGAGUAUCUAGUGACAUGUGAUACUUGGGCCUGGGGGAUACAUUCCAGGAAUCCUUUGGCAAUUUACUUUUUUCAUGAUCUAAAAGCACUUUCAGGGGCAAAGAAGUCCGGGGGAUGCUUUAAGUAUUUUUUAUGAACUGGUACAUGCAUACCUAACUGAAUUUUAGCAAUUGAAGUUGAAAUUUUUUUAGCUUUCAAGAAUAGUGGGCUCGGCGCCAGUACCUCCGUGGGUAGGGCACCGGCCACAUACACUGAGGCUGGGGGUUCAAACCUGGCCUGGGCUAGCUAAAACAACAAUGAUAACUGCAACAACAACAACAAAAAAAAAUAGCUGGGUGUUGUGGCAGGUGCCUAUAGUCCCAGGUACUUGGGAGGCUGAGGCAAGAGAAUCACUUAAACCCAAGAGUUUGAGGUUGCUGUAAGCAGGGACCCCAUGGCACUCUACCCAGGGCGACAGCUUGAGACUCUGUUUAAAAAAAAAAAAAUAUUUCCAAGUAGGUCACAACAAAUAAAAAAUAUAAGUAACAUUGGUAUAUAUAGGUUUGGCACCCAUAGGGAAGUGGGUACAGCACCAGCCACAUACACCGAGGCCGGUGGGUUUGAACCCAGCCCGGGCCAGCUAAACAAUGACAACUGCAAUGAAAAAUAGCUGGGCUUUGCGGUGGGCGACUGUAGUCCCAGCUACUUGGGAGUAUGAGGCAAGAGAAUCACUUAAGCCCAAGAGUUGGAGGUUGCUGUGAGCUGUGAUCUCACAGCACUCUACUGAGGGCGACAUAGUAAGACUCUGUCUCAAAAAAAAAAAAAAAUUGGUAAAUAUAACAUGGUCAAGAUUUUGCAGACUGUAAAAUUUUAGCAAAAUUUUUGGGGCUGGGUCCUGUGGCUCACACCUGUAAUCCUAGCAUUCUGGGAGGCUGAGGUGGAUGGAUGGCUUGAGUUCGAGACCAGCCUGAACAAAAGGGAGACCCCCCAUCUCUACUAAAAAUGAAAAACUGAGGCAAACUGAGGCAAGAGGAUCACUUGAGCCCAAGAGUUUGAGGUUGCUGUGAGCUAUGAUGCCAUAGCUCUCGACCAAGGGUGAUGCGAAUUAAUAAAACAAACAUUUUAACCAUUGGCUGUAACUUUGGAGUGGGAAGUGUGUUGGGAGGAGGAGAAGAAGCAGAGGCUCUGUAAGUAUCUUUUGGGCAACCAGAAGUUGUGGGUCCUUAAGGAAAGUUACUUGUUAAUUGUUAAACAGACCUCUACUCCUUUUGCUCUGUAGGAACAACUUGGGGAUAUCUCUGGAAGAAUGACUAUGUUGAUCUUUUAACUCAGGAUGCCGGCUUCUUGCCUUUUUCUCAGUCAGCUCAUGGACAGGAAGAGCUGAAUAACUACUAGCCUUCCUGUUGGGAGGACUUGCUGAAUGUUCAGCUCUGAAAUUUAUUCCCUUCUCCAUUGCUCUUUCAGAUCUUUCCUCACAGAUCUUCCUCCAGAGAUAUUCCAGAUUUAUCCUCACAGUCACUAGAUGUGAGCUUUCUACAAAACAGCUCUUCUAUUUAUUUAUUUGUCUUUUGAGACAGUCUCACUUUGUUGCCCUGAGUAGAGUGCCAUGGUAUCAUGACUCGCAGCAACCUCAAACUCUUAGGCUCAAAGCCAGCUGUUCUCAACCUGUAGGUUGCAACCCCUUUGGACUGUAUUAAAGAUUCCCAGCAUUAGGAAGGUUGAGAACCACUGCUCAAAGCGAUUCUCUCACCUCAACCUCCCUGGUAGCUGGGACCUCAGGCGCCCGCCACAACACCUGGCUAUUUUGCUUGCUCAGGCUGGUCUCCAACUCCUGAGUUCAGGCAAUCCAGCAGCCUCAGCCUCCCAGAGUGCUAGGAUUACAGGUGUGAGCCACUGAGGCAGGCCUUUACAACACAGCUCUUGAUCAAGGCCAAGGAGUUGUCAGUUCUUAGUUCUACAUCUCCUUGUACCUCAGGCUGUCCUUUAUUAGGGACUUGGCUCUCCUCCCCCAAGAAACCCAGUACCUGUUAAUCCUUUUCUGCGAAAGAGUACUCAUCCUUAAAAGUGAACGAUUACUAAUCCUUAAAGGCCUUACCUCUGGGCUCAGUGCCUGUGCUCAGUGGUUAGGGUGCUGGCCACUUACACUGGAGCAGGCAGGGGUCUAACCCGGCCCUGGCCUUCUAAACAAGACAACUACAACCUAAAAAUAGCUGGACGUUGUGGCGGGCGCCUGUGGUCCCAGCUACUUGGGAGGCUGAGGCAAGAGAAUUGCUUAAGCCCAGGAGCUAGAGGUUGUUGUGAGCAGUGACGCCACAGCACUCUACCAAGGGUG